This is a messenger RNA of Cladophialophora psammophila CBS 110553, 645 nucleotides long. RefSeq lists its product as uncharacterized. Lineage: Eukaryota; Fungi; Ascomycota; Eurotiomycetes; Chaetothyriales; Herpotrichiellaceae. The record is from RefSeq and is a predicted model, not a curated record. The transcript is spliced from 2 exons. Bases 1 to 645 code for a protein of 214 amino acids.
AUGGCAAUGAUCAAUACUGCAGCAUACCUGAUCCCGCAGGGCAGCUACAACAACCCGAUCGCAAACCCAACAGGAGCAAGCGCACAGAAGCUAGUGAACACCACGCUCCACCUGACCGAUCCCACACAAAUCAUUAACGCGUCUCUGACGACAUACUACCCGCCAUCCUCCUAUCCCUGCAUCGAAUGGAACUCGACGGAGUCCGACGACCCUACCCUGCAAAAGAACACAUUCAACUACCUCCUGUGCAAAUACUUCCCGCUGAGCGCCAACGAGAUCCCCGCCGGGACCAUCUUCGUGCCCACGUCCAUCCAGACCGAGACCGACCCGCACACCUGCGAAACGCUGUACGACAUCGUGGCCCCGACCCAAGAGUACGUGGAAACCAAGUACCACAUCACGCGCGACGAGUUGGUCCAGGCGAAGCGCAUCCUGUUUGCUUACAACGAAAUGGAUCCUACCACUGCUGUGGGCGUUGAUCCUUUGCCCAUCACCCAGGAUCGGAACGCGUCCAGGUACAUGUUCACCUCGUUGUCGGCACACGGGGAGGAGGUGAUUGCGAGUUAUCCGGGCGAUAAGCCCUCCGUCGUCCAUGCGAGAGAAGUGCAGCUGCAGACGAUCAAGGAGUGGCUCGGUCUUUACUAA